AUGCCGGACUACCCGCUGUUCAAGCUGACGUCAAACCUCUACGAGGUCGUGCCCGCCGUGCUGGCCAAGACCGGCAAGGUCAAGAACCCGUGGCCCAACGUCGACGCCCACAGCGGCGUGCUGCUGCAGUACUAUGGCAUCACGGAGGAGGGCUUCUACACCGUGCUGUUUGGCGUCAGCCGCGCGCUGGGCGUGCUGUCGCAGCUCAUCUGGUCGCGCGCCCUGGGCCUGGCCAUCGAGCGCCCCAAGUCCUUCACAAUGCAGGCUCUUGAGAAGAAGUGCGCCCCCGCACCGGCACAGGCCGCGUAG
Messenger RNA from Monoraphidium neglectum, 309 nucleotides. Its product is annotated as citrate synthase. Gene Ontology annotation, cellular component: mitochondrial matrix. Lineage: Eukaryota; Viridiplantae; Chlorophyta; Chlorophyceae; Sphaeropleales; Selenastraceae. Gene Ontology annotation, biological process: carbohydrate metabolic process; tricarboxylic acid cycle. Bases 1 to 309 code for a protein of 102 amino acids. The record is from RefSeq and is a predicted model, not a curated record. The transcript is spliced from 4 exons.